AUGGAUUUGAGUACAACAGUGAAUUACAAAUCGAAUGAUCGUGCUGAAUCAAUUAAUGCUGAGCAUUUAUUACAACUUUGUUCGACAACAAACAAUGAUGAAUUAUAUGGCUUUACUUAUAGCACUGAAAAUUUUCCAAUUAUUUUGAAUAGUACAUUGAAUGAUUUAACUCAAUCAACAGUGCAUUUAAAAAAUGAGCAAAAAGUACUACGCUAUGUUGAUGCAAUAUUUUUUUGUCGUAAGGGUAAUUUACAAAUAGAUGAUGACAAUGGUGCUAUGAAUUUUAUCACCAGUUCAUUUUAUCAUAAAUUAUUGGCAGAUUAUUAUCAGCUGAUAAUAUCACCAAAAGAAAUUGAAACUAUUAAUAAUAUUCGUGCAGAAUGUUUGCAUAAAGGAAAUAUAAAUACCGGUGAUUCAUGUAUUGCAAUUAUCGAAGGAAAAGCAGAUUUUAUUCCUCAUUUUGAUGUUGGAUUAUUUCAUAUGCAUAAUUUAGCACAAUUUGAAGCAUCGGAUCUUAUUAAAAAUUACUUUCCACAACAAAAAUAUGAAUCAUUUCCAAUCGAUUAUCUUGCAUUAGGAAAUAAAUUAUUUUGUGGGUCAAAAUAUAUUGUAGCUGGCAAAAAUGGCGCAGAUAAACAUUUCGAUCAUUCCGAAUGUGUAACAUUAUCAACACCUGAUUUCUAUUAUCAGUUAUGUUGUUGCGAUGAAGAAUUCAAAGUUUGCGGUACAUUAAAGGAUGAUUUAAAAAUUGAUCUAAGCCAACCGAUAUUUUUAAUAAACGAUUCACUCGAUGAACCAAAUAAAUUAGCAAAAUAUGAAUUAGAUGAGAAGUCAAUACGUAAGAAAUAUCAAAAUAAAUUGGAUGAAAGAUAUAGAAAGAAGUCACAAAUUGUUUGUGCUAUUGGAAUGCUCAAAACAAAUGAAACAUUAAGCGAAAAUCGAUUAAUAAAUGAAGCAUUUCCGGCUAAUGUUAGUUCAUGUCGAUCCAUUUAUCAUUAUACGAAAAAAAUUGGUGAAGAAUAUCAAAUGUAA
Molecule: messenger RNA, 1032 nt
Organism: Brugia pahangi
Lineage: Eukaryota; Metazoa; Nematoda; Chromadorea; Rhabditida; Onchocercidae
Source: the annotation of a GenBank genome assembly